Molecule: messenger RNA, 12543 nt
Organism: Spirodela intermedia
Lineage: Eukaryota; Viridiplantae; Streptophyta; Magnoliopsida; Alismatales; Araceae
Source: the annotation of a GenBank genome assembly
AUGGGUCGUCAAAUCGUCUCCGACAGCUGUCACCCAGCGGAGCAGAAAAAUGGUGACUUUGCAACUCUCUAGUAGCUGUCACCUGAUGAAGAGGAGCUGGAUGGAGGUGGGGCACGUGUUAGGGAGCUUCAUCGUUAGGUCCGCGCAGCAAGAGGAGGCUCUUCAUUGCAUUUAGUACACUCUCAGGAGGUGGUGACUCAUCUCUUGGUGGAUCGUCCUCUUCCUGACGACGGGUUGUUUGUCGAUCAAUCGGAGAUGAUUUACUCGAUGAAUUCGUGAUCCUUUUAUCGUGAAUCCUUCAACAAUUUUAGUAAAAAUGCUUCGCGAAUCGCAUUGAUGAGAUUUUUACCAAUGAUCCAACGAUUCUGGUUGCUUAAUCCUUCAUCGGUGAUAUGUAGGAAAGUCACGAUAAUCAGAUAAAAAUAUGAGUUUGACUCUGAGAGGAUUUGAACUCGCACUGAUUGCUCGCCCCUUUCUAGGGAGGAUGUGAUGCUAGUUUAGUCCCACAUCGGUUGUGUGCCAAAUUUUCAAGCGAAUAUAUAGUAAUGUUACAUUUGGAAGUAAGUUCCUUUCUCGCGCAUGUAUGACCACUCCUUGCCCCACAGUCGGCUGGCCACUAGUGACAUGAAAGGGGAGUGGUGCACACGUGUCCCUAUCGGUCCAAGCCACUCAAGCCCCUACUUGUGGCUACUCUCCAACUACGCUUCCAACUUGCUUGUGGGGCCCAACUAGCCGGCAAGUCCCCCUAAUUUUGUUUUAUUUUUAUUUUAAUUUCUUUUUCUUUAUUUAUCUCAAAAGUAAGACUAUAAAAAUCAUAUAAAUUCGUAUAAAAUUACAUAAUUACACAAAAAAUUUAUGUUAAUCAACUGAAAACUACUUUUCAAACUUUAACACAAAUAUAAGUCUAUUUAUCAUGAGUUAAGGCUAAAACUAUAUUAUUUACUAAUUAUUAACUCAUAAUAAUGAAGACUUAUCACAUUCCCCAACUUAAAUCAUUGCUAGUCCCUUAGCAAUGGAAUUAUGAAAAUAAAAAUUUACAAAUCUCAAACAUCAUAUUUCAAUACAGAAAAAAAAAUACAAUUAGAAAUGCUGCACCAUUAAACACUUUGAAUUCUUAUAUCAAGUAUUUAGGAAUGAUGUCAAGCACUUAAAUGUUUAAGCACUCCUUGGAAUAACAAUCUAAACUUCACUUCUUCUAUUCACAUCUUUAUUACUUCUUCACUCAUAGAUAUAUUUACAAGAUGUUCUAAUUAUCAAUACUCAUCCAAGAAUAAUAUUGAUCCUACAUUUCCCUUUUUCCAUAACUUGAUUUUUGAAGUUUGCACUAUAUUUCUUUCUUCAUUUUUUUUAUUUUUAUAUAUAGUAGAUAAGUAGCUUUCUCUGUAGACAAAUUUUGACAAUAAGAAUGAUGUCUCACACCCUCUAUGUGUACUCUUCAUUUUCAAGGCUUUCACUUUAUCCACUUAUUUUGCAACAAGUGUUUUUCUAUGCACGAUUUUCAACAAUGAGAAUGAUGUCUCACACCCUCUAUAUGUACUCUUCAUUUCUAGAUUUUUCACAUUACUCUUUCUCUUUUUUUUUUUGAAAUAAGUAGUUUUUCUUUAGAAGUCCUAUCGAUCAGGGUGCAAAAAUCUCUAUUAAACUCAAAUGAUCAAUCAAAUUUUCACAUCAAGUAAAUAAUAUGCAUCAAGAUCAUGAAGUGAAAAGUUGUAAAAUCAAAUCCAUGUUAUCUAUCAUGUAUCAAAGGAGUAUUCCAACAUUUCAUGCUACUAGAUCAAUCUUUUGACUCAAUAACAAUCUUUCUGGUAUCUUUUGGUAUUAAUUUUUCAUGCAUGCAAUAUGAUGUAAGAAAUUUGUAAAUUACAUAGUUCUGACAAUUUCGUUUUUUAUUUUAAGUUUUGUUUUUAGUAAUAAUAAAUUUAUCAAAAAUAAAUCAAAAUUAUCCUCUUUAUAUCUGUAACUUCGAAUUUUAGUAAUAUAUGUGUAGGGGAUUGAAAUGUAAGAAAAGGAUUUCUAGAAUUUCAAAUUUUGGGCUGUUUUUUGUUUGCUAUUUUUGACAGUCCGUUGUUCCUAACAGAAAACUAGAAAAUAGAUGUUUUAGUUUUUUAAAUUUAUUUUAUUUUAAUUUUUUUAGUUGCUAUUCUAAGUGAGCGUGUAAAAAUAAAAAUGAAAUGCAAACACAUGUUCUUAAUCAUUCUACAGCAUAAAUUAAUAAUGAAUACUUCACCCCCCAACUUAAAAAUGACAUUGUCCUUAAUGACAUAGAAAAAUCAAAACAAAAUAUGGAAAAAAUAUAAUUUUCAAGUGAAGCAUGCAUAUAUGUAAACUUAAGCAUUUAAAAUGUUGUCAUAAAUUAUAAAUCUCAGAAAGACAUCACCUCAACCUAGUUUUUAAUUUUCUACUUCAUCUUACACUCUUCCUGCACUUUUUCAAAAAAAACAAAUACAAAAAUAAGUAUUGCAAAAUUAUAAGAAAAAUAAAACUAAAAAAAAAUCAAACAUAAUAAAAUAAAAACCAUGGGUUGCCUCCCAUGCAACGUUGAAUUUAAUGUCUUUGGCUAAACAACUCUUAGAUCAUAUAAGAUGAUCUAUGGUGUACUGAGAAGUCUUCAUUAUCAUGAGUUAAUAAUUAGUAAAUAAUAUAGUUUUAGCCUUAACUCAUGAUAAAUAGACUUAUAUUUGUGUUAAAGUAUGAUUUGUGGUUUUCAGUUGAUUAAUGUGAAUUUUUGAGUAAUUAUGUGAUUUUAUACGAUUUUUAUAGUCUUACUUUUGAGAUAAAUGAAGAACAAGAAAUAAAAAUAUUACAAAAUGGGGGGACCCGCUGGCCAGCUAGGCCCGCAAGCGGGUCAGAAGCAUAGUUGGGGAGUAGCCGCGAGCAAGGGCUUGAGUAGCUUGGCUUAGAUUGAUAGGGGCACGUGUGCGCCACUCUCCUUCCACGUCACUGGUGGCCAACUGGUUGUGGGGCAAGGAGUGGUCGUACAUGCGAGAGUAGUGACUUUGCUUAUAAAACUAACAUUACUAUAUAUUCGCCUGAAAAAUCAGCACACAAUCGAUGUGGGACUAAACCCACAUCACAUCUUCCUCAGAGGCGGGCGACCGGUGAGGGUUCAAAUCCUUCCAAAGUCAAAAUUCAUAUAUUUUUAUCUGAUUAUCGCGACUUUCCUGCAGAUCGCCGGUGAAGGAUUAAGCAACAAGAAUCGCUAGAUUAUCGGUGAAAAUCUCGUCAACGUGAUUCGUGGAGCAUUGCUACUAAAAUUGUUGAACGAUUCGUGAUAAAAGGAUCACAAUCCAUCGAGUAAAUCAUCUUUGAUUGAUUGACGAACAAGCCGUCGUUAGGAAGAGGACGAUCUGCCAGGAGAUGAGUUGCCACCUCCUGAGAGCAUACCAGAUGCGAUGAAGAGCAUCCUCUUGCUGCGCAGACUUGAGGAUGAAGCUCCUUAACACGCACCCCACCUCCAUCUAGCUCCUCUUUGUCGGGUGAUAGCCGCCAGAGAGCCGCAAAGUUGUCAUUUUUCCACUCCACCAAGUGACAGCCGUCGGAGAUGAUUAAACAACUAACGUGACUCAGUCGUUGUAUAUUAAAUCAUGCAAAUAUAAAAUUUAUAAAACUAGAAAAUAUGAAUUUUCAGAUAUUUAGAAGUAUUUCUAAAUAAAUCUAUCAAUUAUAAUUCAACAAAACUUCCAAAAAUAGCAGUAAUUUUCCAAGUCGAUCACAGGGAUGUAAUAUAAUAUCUAGUAAUUAUUCAGAAUUUUUCUCAAUGAAUACAAUUUUCUAUAAAUUUUAUAGUAGAAAAUAAAAAGGAAAUAUAUUUAAAAUUCACGAAAAAAAAGGAAAUAAGGGUGCAAAUGUCGGGAUGAUGUCAGUGCCCGACGGAUGCAAAUUGGGCAGAAACAGAGUUCCGUCUGGUGAUUCUUACGUAAGCGAUUACAAAUGAUUUAAUUAAUCAAAUUAAGAUAUGUAAAAGCCAGAAGAAUCGUAAUUGAACAAAGUAUAUUUUGGUAACUUAAAAACACAAAAAUUAUCACUAAAUGAAGUGUAAAGUAAAUUGAAAGAAGUAAAAUAGAGUUCCAGCAUCGCGACGGUGAUGCAUUGGCGAUGCACCAAAAUCCUAAGCGUUCGGGAGGAUCGUUGUGCAAUGUCCACAGCCUCGAAGGCUCUCUUUAGACAAAGAUGACGUAGGCAAUCUUUAGAUCUUCUCGCGAAGUCUAGAGAUCAAUGAAGUGGGUCAUCAAAUCAUCUAUGGCAACUGUCACUCAGUGGAGCAGAAAAACGGUGACUUUGCGGCUCUCUGGCGGCUGUCACUCAAUGGAGAGGAGCUGGAUGGAGGUGAGGCGCAUGUUAGAGAGCUUCAUCCUCAGGUCCGUGCAGCAAGAGGAGGCUCUUCAUCGCAUCUGGUACGCUCUCAAGAGGUGGUGACUCGUCUCCCGGUGGAUCGUCCUCUUUCUAACGACGGCUUGUUCGUCGAUCAAUUAGAGAUGAUUUACUCAAUGGAUUGCGAUCCUUUUAUCACGAAUCGUUCAGCUAUUUUAGUAGCAAUGCUCCGCAAAUCACGUUGAUGAGAUUUUUGCCGAUGAUCCAAUGAUUCUCGUUGCUUAAUCCUUCACCGGCGAUCUAUAAGAAAGUUGCGAUAAUCAGAUAAAAAUAUAUGAAUUUUGACUCUUGGAGGAUUCGAACCCUUGCCGAUCGCCCGCCUCUCAAGAAGGUGUGAUGCGGGUUUAGUCCCACAUUGGUUGUGCGCUAAUUUUUCAGGCGAAUAUAUAGUAAUAUUAGCUUUAUAAGCAAAGUCACUACUCUCACAUGUGCAACCACUCCUUGCCCCACAGCUGGCUGACCACUAGUGACAUGGAAGGGGAGUGGCACACACAUGCCCCUAUCGGUCCAAGCCAAGCCGCUUGAGCCCCUGCUCGUGGCUACUCCCUGACUUCGCUUCCGACUCACUUGCGGGCUUGGCUGGCCGGUGGGUCUCCCCAUUUUGCAAUAUUUUUUAUUUCUUAUUCUUCAUUUAUCUCACAAAUAAGACUGUAAAAAUCGUAUAAAAUCACAUAAUUACCCAAAAAUUCACAUUAAUUAAUUGAAAACCACAAAUCAUACUUUAACACAAAUAUAAGUCUAUUUAUCAUGAGUUAAGGCUAAAAAUAUAUUAUUUACUAAUUAUUAACUCAUGAUAAUGAAGACUUAUCAUACCCCCCAACUUAAAUCAUUGCUAGUCCCUUAGCAAUGGAAUUAUGAAAAUAAAAAUUUACAAAUCUCAAACAUCAUAUUUCAAUACAGAAAAAAAAAUAAAAUUAGAAAUGAUGCACCUUUAAACACUUUGGAUUCUUAUAUCAAGUAUUUAAGAAUGAUGUCAAACACUUAAAUGUUUAAGCACUCCUUGGAAUAACAAUCUAGACUUCACUUCUUCUAUUCACAUCUCUAUUACUUCUUCACUUAUAGAUGUAUUUACAAGAUGUUCCAAUUAUCAAUGCUCAUCUAAGAAUAAUAUUGAUCCUACAUUUUUCUUUUUCUAUGGCUUGAUUUUUGAAGUUUGCACUAUAUUUCUUUCUUCAUUUUUUUUAUUUUUAUAUAUAGUGGAUAAGUAGCUUUCUCUGUAGACAAAUUUCGACAAUAAGAAUGAUGUCUCACACCCUCUAUGUGUACUCUUCAUUUUCAAGGCUUUCACUUUAUCCACUUAUUUUUCAGCAAUUUUUUUUCUAUGUACGAUUUUCGACAAUGAGAAUGAUGUCUCACACCCUCUAUGUGUACUCUUCGUUUCUAGAUUUUUCACAUUGCUCUCUCCUUUUUUUUUUCGAAAUAAGUGAUUUCUCCUCACAAGUCCUAUAGAUCAGGGUGCAAAAAUCUCCAUUAAACUUAAAUGAUCAAUCAAAUUUUCACAUCAAGUAAAUACUAUCCAUCAAGAUCAUGAAGUGAAAAUUUGUAAAAUCAAAUCUAUGUUAUCUAUCAUGUAUCAAAGGAGUAUUCCAACAUUUCAUGCUACUAGAUCAUUCUUUUGACUCAAUAAUAAUCUUUUUGGUAUCUUUUGAUAUCAUUCAAUCAAAUUGAUUUAAUUUUUCAUGCAUGCAAUAUGAUGUAAGAAAUUUGUAAAUUACAUAGUUCUGACAAUUUCAUUUUUUAUUUUAAGUUUUGUUUUUAGUAAUAAUAAAUUUAUCAAAAAUAAAUCAAAAUUAUCCUCUUUAUAGCUGUAACUUCAAAUUUCAAUAAUAUAUGUGUAGGGGAUUGAAAUGUAAGAAAAGGAUUUCUAGAAUUUCAAGUUUUAGGCUGUUUUUUGUUUGCUAUUUUUGACAGUCUGUUGUCUCCAACAGAAAACCAGAAAAGAGAUAUAGUUUUUUUGAAAUUAUUUUUAUUUUUAUUUUUUUAGUUGCUGUUUUAAGUUGAAUAAAAUGCAAACACAUGUUCUUAAUCAUCCUACAUCAUAAAUUAAUAAUGAAACUUCACCCCCCAACUUUUCUUAUCAUGAAAAGUUUUAGUUUUUUCUUUAUAGAUUCUAUGAUUUUCAUAAGCUUCAUUCCUCAACUCCUCUAGUUCAUGUAGCUGAAAAAUUCUAUGCCCACUAGCUGAUUUUUCAUUCAUACAUAAAUUUUUUAUAGCCCAUAAUGCUUUAUGCUCUAUUUCUACAGGAAGAUGACAUGGCUUUCCAAAAAUGAGACGAAAUGGGGACAUACCUAUGGGAUUUUUAUAAGCUGUUCUAUAAGCCCAUAAUGCAUCUUGUAAUUUCGUGGGCCAAUCUUUCCUAUCUGGUCUAAUUAUUUUUCUCAAAAUUCUCUGAAUUUCCCUAUUUGCUACUUUAGCUUGCCCAUUUGUUUAGGGAUGAUAUGGAGUGGCUACUCUAUGGUGUACUCCAUUCUUUUUCAAUACUUAUCUGAAAUGUUUAUUUGUAAAAUGUAUUCCUCCAUCACUAAUAAUUACUCUAGGACAUCCAAAUCUCGAAAAAAUAUUUUCCUGCACAAAUUUCAUCACAAUUUUAUGAUCAUUAGUUCUAGUAGGAAUAGCUUCCACCCACUUCGACACAUAAUCAACAGCAAGCAAAAUAUAUUCAUAUUUUUUGGCUGAUGAGAAGGGACCCAUGAAAUCUAUUCCCCAUACAUCAAAAAUUUCAACUACUGACAUGUUACUCAUGGGCAUUUCAUCAUUUUUACUCAUGUUACCUAUAGAUUGGCAUGAAAUACAUGUUCUACUAAAUUAUAUAGAAUCUCUAAUGAUUGUAGGCCAAUAAAAACCACACUCAAAAAUUUUUACAGUUUUUUUUUGUCCAGAGAAAUGUCCUCCACAGUUAGAUGAAUGGCACAUGUUAAUAAUGCUAUGAUAUUCUUCUUCAGGAACACAUCUCCUUAAAAUUUGAUCAUUGCCCAAGUAAUAUAAAUCAGGAUCAUGUCAAAAAUAAUUUCUAAUCUUAGAAAAGAAAUAAUGUUUUCUGUUCUUAUCCCGUUAUUCUAGAGUUUUUCUAGAAACCAGAAAAUUAACAAUAUGUGCAUACCAUGGUGAUGGUUGAUGUUGAGCUGCCAUCAAUUGUUCAUCUGGAAAUGCAUCUUGUAAAAGUGCUGCAUUUAUUCCUAUAUCACUUAAUCUAGAAAGAUGGUCAGCAACAACAUUCUCGAAACCUUUUUUAUCUUUUAUUUCUUAGUCAAAUUCCUGCAACAAUAAAAUCCAUCUUAAUAAACGUGGCUUUGCAUCUUUCUUAUUUACAGAUAUUUUAAUGAUGUAUGAUCAGUAUAAAUAAUAAUUUUAGCUCCCAAAAUAUAUGAUCUAGACCUUUCUAACAAAAAUACUAUAGCUAACAACUCUUUUUCAGUCAUGGUAUAAUUUAAUUGAGCAUCGGAUAUAGUUUUACUAGCAUAUGAAAUUACUAUGGGUUUUGACUCUUUUGUUUGUCCUAGAACAGCCCCCACUACAUAAUUCGAUGCAUCACACAUUAUUUCAAAAGGAAGGGACCAAUCAGGAGCUUGUAAAAUGGGUGCCUCAAUAAGUAAUCUUUUUAUUUCGAAAAAAGACUCAAAACAUUUCUCAUCAAAAUUAAAAGGCACAUCUUUAGAUAAUAGCAUGGUAAGAGAUUUAGAAAUUUUUGAAAAAUCUUGAAUAAAUUUUCUGUAAUAGCCUGCAUGACCCAAGAAAGAUCUAAUCUGUUUUACUGAAUUUGGAGGUUUCAUUUUAGAUAUAAUAUCAAUUUUUACUCUAUCCACCUCUAAACCCCUUUCACUCACAAUAUGACCCAACACAACUCCCUCUUUAACUAUAAAAUGUGAUUUCUCCCAACUCAAAACUAAUUUUUUCUCUAUGUAUUUCUCAAUUACAUGUUGUAAAUGAUUUAAGCAUUCAUCAAAUGAUUCAGUAAACAUAGAAAAAUCAUCCAUAAAAAUUUCCAUGUAUUUUCUAAUCAUAUCAGAAAAAAUAGACAGCAUACAUCUUUGAAAUGUGGCUGGAGCAUUACACAAAUCAAAAGGCAUUCGUUUUAAAAGCAAAAGUACCAAAUAGACAAGUGAAAGUUGUUAAAAAUAAAAAAAGUUUUUUUCAGCUAAUUUUUCUAGAAUUUGAUUAGUAAAUGGUAGGAGAAAAUGAUAUUUUCUAGUAACUGAAUUUAAUUUUCUAUACUCAAUGCAAAUCCUCCAACUAGUAGUUAAUUUUGUUUGUAUUUCAUCCCCAUUUUCAUUUUUUAUAACAGUGAUCCCUGAUUUUUUUGGCACUACUUGUGUAGGACUAACCCAUUUGCUAUCUGAAAUAGGAUAAAUAAUAUCAGUAGCCAGCCACUUUAAAAUUGCUUUUUUUACAAUUUCCAUCAUGUUAGAAUUUAAUCUUCGUUCUGGUUCCCUACUAGUUCUAGCCCCCUCCUCUAGAUAUAUACUAUGCAUGCAUACACUCAUAUCAAUACCUCUUAGAUCGUCUAAUGUCUAGCCCAUGGCCUUCUUAUUUUUUCGAAGUACAUCUAAUAAUUCUUCUUCCUGUUCAUCACUCAAAUCAACUACAAUAAUAACAGGAAAUGAACUAUUUUCCUCCAAAAACAAAUAUUUUAAACUAGAGGGAAGAGGUUUCAACUCUAAAUUCGGAUGAUCUUCCUCUUUCUUUUCUCCUAAAUUUAUAUUCUCUAUUUCCUCUAAUUCUUCCAACACACAAUCAUCAAUAACAUCUAGAUCAUCAAAAUCAUCUAGAAGAUCUAUGGUACGACAAUCAGAUACUUGAGAUUUCUUAAGAUCAUUCGGUACCUCAAAAAUUUUAAUUUCUAUUGAUUGAUCUCCACAUGAAAUUUUCGUAAUACCUGUGGGAAAAUUAAUAUUCAUCUUUACUAAAUGCAAAAAUAGUCUCCCUAGAAUGAUUGAUGUAUCAUAAAACUGUCUAUUAAAAUCUAUUUCCAACACUACAAAAUCAGCUAGAAAUUUACACCCUUUAACUGUUACUAUCACAUUUUCUAAAAUACCUUUAGGAUGUUUUAUGGAUCUAUCAAUAAAUUGUAAGGUAACAGUAGAAGGUUUAAGAAUAGAAAUAUUAAAUUUAUCACAAAUACUUGUAGGUAAUAAAUUAAUACUAGCAUCGGUGUCAAGUAAUGCAUUAUGAAAAAUGGAUCUACCAAUAUCACACGAAAUUAAAGGGGCACUUGUAUCUCUCAAUUUAUAUGGUAAUUGAUUUAAUAAUAAUGCACUAGCAUGCAUAGAUAAUUUUUCUACUCUAGGUGUCUUUUUUGGUGUACACAUUUCUUUCAAAACUCUAGCAUAUUCAAGAAUAUGUUCAAUGGCAGUGAGUAAAGGAAGACUAAUUUACACAUCUUGUAAAAUUUUCUUUAUUUCUUCAUUGUGUUCCUUUUUCUUUCUUUGUCUAGGCUCUAGAGCUUUAAGAAAUGGAAUGAUUGUCUUCUCUUUCGAAAUUUCCUUGGUAGAAUCUAUAAAAUCCUCUUCUACUCCUAUUUGAUUUUGUUUUGGGUUGUCCACGUUUUCUUUUUCUUCUAAUGUUUGGGGAUAACGAUCAGGUAAGAUCUUACCACUCCUUAAUGCAUUCACUGUCCUAACAUUUUUAUUUCGUAGGUUUUUUCCUAGAUUCAUGCUACUAGACUCCCCUUGCUGAAAUCCUAUUGUUGGGUGGUUCCCUAGAUUUUCUAUGGGCUGAUUAGGUAGCUGACCCUUUUCUCUCUUAUUCCCAAGGGCCUCUAUAAUUUGUUUCUGAUGCUGCAUCAUUUGAUUCAUAGUUUGUUGCAUCAUUUAGCUCAUUUGCUGCAUCAUUUCCAUAGUAUUAGGUUGGGUUUGAGAGGGCUAAUUUUUCUUAAAUUUGUUUUCUUGUUUUGGACGAAAUUCAGAGUUUGAAUUGGGUCUAAGUGCUUUUGGAUUUUGAAUAUUAUUUGGGUCUCUCAAUGAAAAAUUAUUCCUUCAAUUAGGAUUAUAAGAAUUUGAAAAGGUUCCCUAUUUCUAUUAAAAUCGUGAGCUACUUGCACUUAUUCUUACAUAGGAUGAAAUAAUUGCUCUAAAUUAUAACAUUGAAAUUCAGAACAAUCAUUUUCACCAUACAUAGGACAUAUACUAUUCGAAUUAAGUUGAGGGUUAAAAGGCUUUCUAAUAUUGUCAAUAAGUAAAUUAAUUUUUUCUAAUCUUUUAUUAAUCUGAUUAACCUCAUUUCUAAGUUUAGAAUCAUCAUCAUGAUACAAUUCAUAAAUUCCUCUCUUCUUAUCCCUGUCAUAUAAUUCAAAAGAGGCUUGAUCUCUAGAAUUUUCACUUAAAUUCUCAUAAAGACUAUAAAUAUCAUCAAGAGUUUUCUCCAUAAAAGCUCCUCCACAUAUAAAAUCAACCAUAUUUCUAUGUUGUUCUAAUAAAUCCAUCAUAAAAAAUUCUAUUGAGCUGCCACUUGGGUAUAGCAUGAUGAGGACACUUUCUAAGUAAAUCUUUGAAUUUUUCCCAUAUCUCAUGCAAAGUUUCUCCUAGUCUUUGAGAAAAACUCUAUAUAUAUUUUCUCAUAUUUUGAGUUUUUCCUAAGGGAUAAAAUUUUUGAAGAAAAGCCUGUUCUAUAUCUUUCCAGCUAGUUAAUUCUCUAUCUAAUGUGGAUAGCCAAUGACUAGCUUUGUCCCUAAGUGUAUGAGGGAAUAAUUUCAUCUUAAUAAUUUCCGGUGUAACUUGAGGGAGAUUAACUAAAUCACAAACCAUAUGAAAUUUUUCUAAGGGCUGAUGAGGUUCCUCUAAAGGUAAUCCAUGAAAAUUAGAAAGCAUUUGAAAAAUUCUUGGAUUUAUUUUGAAUUUAACAGUGGGUGCUAAUGGGACUCUAAUAUUAGAUGCUCUUUGAAAUGAAUCAACGAUAAAAUGAUUUUUCAUAGCCAUAGGAUUUUCUCAAUUUGACCUGUACUUCCUUUAAGAUCCAUCAAAAUUAAUUUUUCUUUCGGAUUUUUAUUUUUGAAUGAAAUAAUGAAAGGAUUUUCUAGCCUUGGAUGCAAGGAUCUUAUACCAUGCAUAAAUUCGAGGGAAAAAGUUAGUAACUGUUACCCUCCUUCAUGAUGCUCCAGUCCUUACCUUGCUUCUUUUUGUUCCCUUUUUCUAAUAAAAAAUCAGCAAAAAGAAAAAAAAUAAAGAGUUAAAUUUUUUUUUGUGUACUCUAAGAGAAAAACAGAAAAAUACUAAAUAUUAUGCAAUACAUCCCUGGCAAUGGUGCCAAAAUUUGACGUGACUUAGUCGUUGUAUAUGAAAUCACACAAAUAUAAAAUUUAUAAAACUAGAAAAUACGAAUUCUAAGAUAUUUAGAAGUAUUUCUAAAUAAAUAUAUCAAUUUUAAUUCAAUAAACUUCCGAAAAUAGUGGUAAUUUUCCAAGUCGAUCACAGCAAUGUAAUAUAAUAUCUAGUAAUUAUUCAGAAUUUUUCUCAAUGAAUACGAUUUUCUAUGAAUUUCAUACUAGAAAAUAAAAAAGAAAUAUAUUUAAAAUUCACGAAAAAAAAGAGAAAUAAGGGUGCAGACAUUGGGAUGAUGUCAACGCCCGGCAGAUGCGAAUCAGACGGAAACAGAGUUUCACCCGACGAUUCUUACGUAAGCGAUUACAGACAAUUUAAUUAAUCAAAUUAAGAUCUGUAAAAGCCGGAAGAAUCGUAAUUGAACGAAGUAUAUUUUGGUAACUUAAUAAACACAAAAAUUAUCACUAAAUGAAGUGUAAAGUAAAUUAAAAGUAGGAAAAUAGAGUUCCAGCAUCGCGACGGCGAUGCGUCGAUGAUGCACCGGAAUCCUGAGCGUUCGGGAAGAUCGUCGUGCAAUGUCCACAACCUCUAAGGCUCUCCUUGGACAAAAACGACGUGGGCAAUCUCUAGAUCUUCUUGCAAAAUCUAGAGAUCAAUGAAGUGAGUCGUUGAAUCAUCUCUGGUGGUUGUCACCUAGUAGAGCAGAAAAACGGCAACUUUGCAGCUCUCCGGCGGCUGUCACCUAAUGAAGAGGAGUUGGAUGGAGGUGGGGCACAUGUUAGGGAGCUUCAUCCUUAGGUCCGCGCAGUAAGAGGAGGCUCUUCAUCACAUCUGGUAUGCUCUCAAGAGGUGGCGACUCAUCUCCCGGUAGAUCGUCCUCUUCCUGACGACGGCUUGUUCGUCGAUCAAUCGGAGAUGA